Porites lobata is the source of this 12897-nucleotide messenger RNA. NCBI's taxonomy places the organism in Eukaryota, Metazoa, Cnidaria, Anthozoa, Scleractinia, Poritidae. The record is from the annotation of a GenBank genome assembly.
UUUUUUACCUGCUGCUCUAGAAGUCUAUUAGGAUGUUUAAUUAAAAAUCAACCAGUUCAUUGUUGGAACUAUGGCUGUUGCAUUGACGUAUUCGAAAGAACCCCUGAACUCUACAGAAAUUGAACUGGAAGUGGAUGGCCCUGAUCAAGAGGUUUCAGAUGCCAUGGGACUUGAGAGCGCGUCUCCUGAUAUGGACAAACCAAGGUCACGCAGUUUGUCAAUUUCUAAUGUUGCUUAUCAGCUUGAAAGAGAUGGCAUGGCGUCGCCUAUCGUGAGAGCUUUUGCACGGAGUGCUAUGAACCGCUGGCGCGGAAAUGUGGAAAAGAAGAUAACUAAAAGACUUAUGGAGGUGAAAGCGGAGAGAAAAAAACGCGAUGCCGACGCCAAAGAGAUCGCGCAACUUGUUGCUAGAACAAUACCUCUUGACAUUUUGGCCAGAGACUGGCUCAAUGAUAAUGAUAUUACUUCAGAAGUAAGGGUGUAUUUGUUAGAAAAUCUUAUGCCAACUUUGAUAUUGGGAGUGGAGAAACUGCUAGGCGAGGUUGAAAAGAAAGGACUUACUGACUCUGAAGGCUUCUGUCCAACUUUUAAUCCUAUCAAUUACCUGGCUCAGUUUUUAAUGAGAAAUAAUCCUAGGUAUAGCAAUUUUGCAGAAGCAUCACCUUAUGCAAAAGGUGUCCGUAAGGUUGUGGAUGACCUCAAAAGGGAGGUGUUUUCAUUGGAGGAUAACAAACUGGCCAAACUUAAGGCUGAGGCCAAAAAGCGACGUGAAGCAAGGGAUAAAGAAGAACACCUGAGGAACAUGGAAAACCGUCGUCGUUCCAUUGCUGUGGAGGAAAAAUUUCCUGAGUGGACGGGGAAUUGGAAUGGUGCUCUGCCACUAUCAGUUGUGAGUGAGACAUCAAUAAAUUAAAUGUGUUUUAAAACACAUUCGCCCCUGACCCACCUGUCGCUGCCUGUGCAGAUCCACCCUCCUUGUACCACUCAUGACGUCAUCAGAUUUAACAUUCAAGGGCAACUUUGUCAUCUAACUUGUGAGGGGAACAAGAUCUUUCAAACCUAACCAGAAUGAGCAUGAUUCCGUCAAAGAGACUGAAGAAAAAUGUGAAGAAUAAAAACAAGAAAAGUUGACCCGAAAAUUUCAUUGAAAAUUUUGUUCCUCUGCCCACCUGCACUUCUUUUCACUUACAUCUUAAAAGCUUUCUGCAAACCUUUAGCCUCAAAAAUGAAGCCUAGUAAAUUCCUAGCAAAAGAAAAAAACAGGGCAAGAAAACUAAGCAGAAAAUUUUUGGAAAUUUUGCUUUCUGUGCAUGCCUGAACUUCAGAAGCUGAUAUUUAGCAUCUGAGACAGAGGGCCACAAAGUGCUCAUCUUAUAAAUAGCGUACUGGACAGUACUGGCGAGACAGUGAUUGGGAAAUUUUAUUCUGAAUCUUCUUCUGCGUGGUUUUCUAGAUUUUGCCACUCUUUCAGUCUUGAGAAAAGAAUUUUUCCUGUUCUAAUAGACCAGGCCUAUUAAAAAAAUUUGGUGCAUUUAUUUACUAGGUUCAGAAUGUGCUCAAAUCAUUUGAGGAGGAAAUUGCUGUUUCUCUUCCAGAGGAAGUCAGGAAAGGUGUGUAACUGCUGUUGAUAAAACUGGCUUAAAACACUCACAAAAAAAAACCAAGAAGUGGAUGUGCGUGUAAUUUCUAGGUUACUUUUAUGUUAGCCUGCAAACAAAGAUGUAUUUCCGGUCAUUGCUUGUCUUUCUAUAUUGUCUUGUAUAUUAAUUUUGUUUUAUAAUGACACCAGGGUUAUUAAAUGUACAGUGGCAUAUAAUGUAAACAAUAUUAUUUAAUUUCACCAUUCCCAUAUCAAAGUCCUCUAAAUUGUAUGUUUCUACAGAUGGCAAAAUUUGUUUUUCCAGGAGACUUAAUUUAGCAUGGAAUUAUUUUUUUUAGGAGCAGCAUUUCUGAUUCCUCUUGAACCAACAGACUCCACUGGUAAAAUGGUUAAUAUGCAGCAAUUUAAAGAUGUAAGGAACUCAUUGCUAUUAGUUAAGACAUUGUUAAAAAAGUUUCCAGUUUUAAUCUUUAGCAUUUAUGUGUACGAUACGCGUAUCUCUGAGUUUUCUAGCUUUUAAAACCAGAAGGGCUUGCUUUGCCUUGAUGUUGUUUAUACCUGUCAACCUCUGUUUGAGUCUUUAGCCUGAGAUUUUUAUGUGAGGGGUCUGGCUCUAUAUAAAGGGUUAAAUUCCAACUAGUGACAUGGCCUUGAAACAGCAACAUAAAGGACAGAUGAAAUCACAACAAAUGACACAAUGUUCGGUUGAAAGGACAAGUCAGCAACAAAGACAAGCCUAUAUAAAUACGGUUGCAAAAUAAUAUCAACGAGGACAUGGCUUCGCCCUCAUAACUAUGUGAAAGUGCAAGUUUUGAAAUUCAGAGUAGGGACAAUAAUGUUAUAUUCCUUCCCUAAGAGAGUCUAAGGGGUGACAGGAUAUUUUUGUUGUGAACCAGGUCAUAUCUGACCAUUUUAGAAGACUUUCUGAAGAUUUCUGAACUUUAUAAUAAUACAUUAUAGUGCGCAAUUUUCCAUAAAAAUGUUCAAACUCAUCCCAGAGAGUUCUAAAGUCCUCAAGAAAAUGAUUACCGGUAUGCCCUAGUCUGUGCAGACUGUCAAAGUCAGAGAUUAUUGGAAAAGUAUUGAUCAAUCAACUUUUCUUUUGUACAAUUGCUUUACAGUACAUUAGACCAUAUGCUGGUAAUCUAUCCAAGGAAGCUUUCAAUGCAUUUGUGGAGCACUUGUCACGUUGUGCAGCUCAUUACAGGACUGCCACUGUUAAGGAAGCAAUGAGGUGAAAAACCUUACCUAAAUAUAAACAAAACUGUACUGUAGGGGCUAAUAUAUUACUGCUUAUGGCACAAUGAAAUGUCAUUAAAAUUCAGAAUUAUUAUCUUUACUAAAUAUUAUUAUUAUCAUUUUUUUUUUUCAGAUUAACUUUGAGGAAUCUUUUCUUGAGUUGUGACAUGAAGAAUGUAUGUGAGAACGCUUAAUUGUAACAUGUCAGUGGUAGCAACCAUUCAUGAUUCUACUUUUUGCAUUAUGUGUCCUCAUUUUUGCACUGUGUUCACAAUAAACUGCAUUGCUCUUAACCAAUCAGAUUCAAUAAAUUUUUGUAUGUAUACUAUUUUUUAAUUCACAAUUCACUAUAUCAUUUAAAAACAAUGCAAGAGGUUUCUUAUCAAUAAUCUAUUGUUUUAUCUGUUCUUUUCUUUAUAUUACAUUAGGCUGGCAUGGUGGAUAGAAAACGCAUUUUGAACAUUCUCUCCUCCUUUUAUGACAAUGCAGCAGAUGCUGUUAGGAGCUCUUUGCAGAACCCAAGAAAAUGUAAGUGAAACAAAUUCUUAGUAUAACUUUUUAAAAGCCCUUUCUCUGAUUGGAAGAAAACAACAUCAGCAUAGUGCAAUUUGAAUGGAAGUGGCACAGCAGAGUUUCUCUUAAAAUGAGAUCUCACCAGAAAGAUAAAUUGUGUCCUAAUCAAACAGAUUAAAAACAAUGAUACAGUCCUUUAAGUAAGCUUGCAUACCUAAGUUUGCUUGAAUUUUACUGGUGACGUAUUUUCUACAAACUCGCUCUAUCAUUUUAUCAUCUGCUUUUGCUGCUUUGAACCAUUCAGACACAAACAUUUUUACUCACUUAUAGUUUUUUGUAUCACCAUUAUCAUAAUAUUUGCUUACGUUGUAAGCUCCCCAGUUCAACUGGAAGCCAUUAAAAUGUUUAACUUCCAGUCUUGGUAGAGAUGUACAUAAUGCUAAAAUUUACAAUGACCCAAGUGAACCUACAGUAUCUGUAGAGAUAAUUAUAAAUGGUAAUUUUAGAAAGGUAGUGAGGCCUAAAGUCUUAAAACGUGGUGAAGAUACUCUCUGAGGAGAAUAGCAUUGCAUGGCUCUGUAAGGAAGUCUGCAAGGGUAGGAGAAUAAAUUAAAUGUUUCAAUGGUGCAUUGUCAUGUUUAGGGCCUGUUUUGGAAAUAGAAGAAACUAGUGAUGAAGAUGAAAUGAUGAACGUUAAGCAAGACGCUGGAACAGGAACAGACGACCAAGAGAAAGAACAGACUGAAGAAGAAGGACAAAAGGAGAAACCAUCACAAGAUGAAACAGCUGGGGAGGAGGAGAGUGAAAAUGCUGAAAAACAAACUUCAGAUGAAGAAAAUAAACAAGAGACAACGGGUGAAGAAGUGAUGCAAGAUGGCGAAGCAGGGGAGAAAGAGGAAAAUAAAGAAAAUGUUGAAGAACAAGCUGAAAAUCAAGAAGAUAAACCAUCAGGUGUGUUUUGUAUUGGUUCAGGUAAGAUAAUUGUAAGAUUGUGGAUUCCACGCUGUUAAUUACGGAUUCCACGUGCUGAAUUCUGGAUUUCUCCUUUUAAGUAGACUUGGAUUUGGGAUUCCAAUCAGUAGCAGGAUUCUGGAUUCCUUGAGCUGUAUUCCAGAUUCCACAAAAAAAAUUCCUGGAUUCCAGAUUUCACUAGCAAAUAUUUCCCAGAUUCUGGAAUCUGGAAAGCCCUACAUAUGCAUAAGGCGAUUUCAGAAACUUAUUAGACUGAACAGAGAAACUGCAAAGGGUUAAAGUUCAGGAUUGUCUGUAAUUCUGAUGGAAACGUGGAUGAGAUUUAGCUCUAUUUUUUUUUUACCAAUAUCAUUCAAAACCUUAAUAUAUGGUAUUGCCGGUAGUUUUCAAAACUGCCCAGCAAAAUUGUAGUUCUAAGCUCUUAAAGUAUUCUCAAGUGUAAAUUCAGUUAGUUGAUCCGUGUGUUUUAUAUUCGAUUAGACACUUCUUUUCUAUUAUCAACGCUUCUGAAUCAGACAAUCUUCUUAUAAUGCUGCUUUAUUCAAAUGUCUCAUAAACACUCCCCUGAAUAAUUUGUAAUUUCAGAUGAAAAGAUUGAUGAAAAAGACAAGCUGAAACAGACUGAAGAAAAAGACAUUAAAAAGUUAAUGAUAGAUGAUGAGGAGGAAGACAGGAAAUUGUUGGAAUCCAUCCCUGAUGAAAGUAAGUCGUGUCUAAUGUUGAUAUUAUCAAAGGUGCUAUGUCACGAGUACAUUGUUGUUAGGUCAAUUUUGUGCUUGAGUCAUUUAUACUUAGUUCCUUACCCAUACACAAAAAGCUCUUCUGGAGUUAUAACGACUAUAUACAUAAAUUCCAUCACGGAGAUUUUUGGUGAUUUUUGCAGGCAUUAAAACUUGGCCUAGUUUUUUCAAGUUUUAAUCCAUGUUCUUUCUUGCCAUUCGUAAAGCAACCAAUGACAGUAAACAGGUCAGUCCCUCAAUAUACUCUUGAAAACCAAAACUGGACCAUUAUUUUUGGAAUUCAGUGGGUGCAAGAAACGUUUUCGCUUGUUAAAAAGACAGCAAAUUACGUAGCAUAGACCCUUUAAACUUUGAAAAGCCUGACUAAAAUUGUUUUAGUCAAGUAGCGUUUUCAUGAUUUGGCUUUGACUGGUGGGUUAUAUCACAAGUCCGGUGCUUUGUCCUCCUAGCCACACUCCCUCCUUUAUGCAUAAUGAUAACAUGAGACACUGAUGAGAAAGUGUUUCAAUGCUUUUCUUCCUUGUUCAUUAGUUGACGAUCAAAUGUCCGAUGACGAAGACACAGAGACAUCAGCCAGUACACUGCCCAGGCCCAAAUCAGCCACUGAGGGAUCGGCAUUUGAUGAAAACUCAUUAAAUCAACCUCAGUUUAUACAUCUGCUGGAGAAGUUUCUUGGAGAUGUUCCAAUCAAGUAAGUUGGGAAUCGCACGUUUUUUUCGAGCACUCUCCAUUAGAAUUCCGAAUAGAGUGGAUUUUUGAUUUCUGAUGUCAUUCUUUUGAAGACAAACACCAAAUACAAAAAAGGAUUUUGCCCCACCCUCUGGCUUUGUAGUUGUUUGGGAAAUCAGCUCCAUAUGAGAAUUUCUCUAUCGAAAAAUUAAAAGACGUUAGAUGCCCAAUCAUCGAGCAAGCAUUUGGUGCAAAUCAGAGACAAAAACGUGCAAAUCUCAAGUCUUGAGCUAAAGAACCUUGACACAAGGCAUAUGCUUUGCAUUUACUUCCAUGUAUGCCGAGAUAAAAUUUAAUCUUGUGACACUUCUUUCGUUAGUUCUGGCGAACCUUUUUUAAGAAACAAACCUCUGUUAUUGCUCCAUAACUCCUUUCCUUAAUACGAAUGGCUGCAUAACACAGGCUUGAUUGUAUUUGUUUCUUUCAAUAUAGGUCAGUAUUCGAUGAUCUUGUGCGAUUUGUAAGAGCUUCAUAUAUUGAGACAGACGAUGAACGAAUAGCGAGGAUGAACAAGGUAUGUGUACGAUUGGUAACAACUUCCUAUUGCAUCCCCGUCGCAUGUGUCUCGCGCUCCGCGCCUGCUACGCGAAUGCCUUCACUCGCCUAAAAAACGCUAAAAAAUAACGCCUGUUGUACAUGUGCAGGCUAUAUUGCAUUAUACAAGACAAACACAACCUUUUAUUAGUCUGUCGAGCAUGUUCACUGUCGUGGCACAAUUCGCACCAAGGCAAAACCAAGCACUCCUAAUUGAAAGCUCACUCAAGAUAAUCUGGACUUGGUUUAUUGCUGUGUUCGCAGGCUCGCAUGGAAGCACGUUCUGCCAAGAGGCGCCGUCAGGUUGAUUUGCUGUAUGAGUUGUGGGAUGUGAACGCUUCGGGAUACCUCGAGCUGGAAGAGAUACAAGUUGUAUUGAACAAGUGGCGCUCGGAUGGAAUUGAACAUUUUAAAGAAGGUAGAUACGACUGAUUCAGCCAAGAAACUUUCGUUAGAUGUAUGUACAUGUAUGUGAGAUAGGUCCUUUUAAGUUAUGAUGGUGUUACUGCUGUUAUCAUUAAUGAUGAUGAUGAUGAUGACUGGUGAUCAUGAUGAUGACGAUGAUGAUGACGGUCAUAGUGAUGAUUGACGACGAUGAAGGACAUGAUGGGUACACGUUGUGCAGAGGUGGUCGUCUGUAUUUAAAUCCACUGAUAAGCCUUUACUUUGCUUUUACACGAUUUUAAACUAGGACGCAGGUUUUUGUGCGGCUCAAGACGUGUUAAGACGUAAAAACUCUUACCGUUACUUACAUUUCUUUUCAGCUCUGGAAAUAUUUGGUCGAGUUGACAGCACUCUCAACAAACGCACAUUCCGUGAGUGUCUGGAUGCCAUAGUGAAGUCCUUUACAGACGAGGAUGUCUUUGAAUCACUUAUCGAAUUUCUUACCAAAAGCGUGGAGGUAAGAACGUAAUAUAAUUUACCUUCUGUUUCUAUGUUAUUGCCGCCUUCCUCCCUUUGCUUGGGUGCCACCAUUGAUUCGCAGUCAGAUGGUUUCAAGAGAAAACGGAUGUAGCAACAACAUUUUGGACUGGUUACGCUUUCUUAUUUCGCGGCAAAAAUGUAUAAGUAUUAAUAUGAGUAGUCGGUCGAAGAGAUUAAACGAUUUUUCCCCUUAAUUUCUCCAUGGUGAAACGAAUGUUAGUGUGUUGGCUAUUAAUGUCGUUAAAAAAGCGAUAGCUUCAUGUACUGAAUGGAAUAAAAAAGGUGUCUUCUACACAACAUUGAUGAAAUAGAACCUCAGGACUAAAGGGUUCUCAUGUUGUUCUAACCAGGUAUUUUCAUGGCGUCCUUUUCUCUCUUUUCCGCGAACAGCAUGAAAAGAUCCGGUUAGAACGAUAUGAAGGCCCUGAGGUUUUAUUAUGUCAUCUUUAUGUAUAUGACAUCUUCUGUAUAUCACUUAGAACAGGACGUUAUCGCUUUGUUCUUAAUUCCUUUUAAAUGAUUUUCUUUUCAGCGGUCAUUUGAAGAGCGCAAGCGUGGUGAUGCACGGAAAAAAUGGAUGACAAUGAUUGAUGCCGCUGCACAGACCGGCGGCGCACAACUCGAUCCAGUCUACCGCGCGGUGUACCAUGUUCUUAACAAAGAUGCAGAAGAGCAUGGUAGAGGAAAGAUCAUCAGCUCCUCAGUCAGCAUGCUUGAAAAUAACGAUGAUCCAUACUUGUUGCACCGUGGGGAAACAGUUUUACGUUAUGUUUCGUGUACUAUGGAUGACAUCCCUCAUGUGCUUGGCAAAGUAUUGUACAGGGACAUGAAAGCGAUAAGCUGGGCUGUGUUGGACUCUGGAAAGCCUAUUCACGUGCCUAAAGUAUCCACUCACGCUGGAGUGACGAUGUGGAAUCCUUACAAGAGAGAGGAGGUCAGAACAAUAUUCCUGUAAUUUGGGUCAGUGGGCUUUAAAAAGUGACCCCUCCCUCACGGGCAUGUUGUAAUUUCCUAAUUUAACUGAAUUUCGUGACACAGUGCCUUUAAUACUUUGCUAAAACGGGCUGUUCUUGUUUUUCAGGGCGGAGAUGGCUCUUUCAUCGCUCUCCCUCUCAAAGAUCACGAGCGAAGAGUUAUCGGAAUCCUGGGUAUCGACACACUAGCAGAUCCCCACAAACCAGUGUUUAUCACGCAUGAAAUAAGCUUCUUCCAGGGCGUGGCCAAAGCGCUUAGCCAGGCCAUUCAGUUUGUUGAUAUCCGCCGAAAAACCCUCCGAGUUGCAGAAUCAGCUGUCUCUUGGAUACUUCGGCGUAGUCCCAAUGUACAAAAUGUUAAUGUGUAUAUGGUGGAACCCGGAUUAAAGGUGAGUUAAAAGACUGUUGCUGACUGAAUUCCCCUUGCGUCACUUAUCCUCCGUUUCUUUGAAACAAAUAUGAAGGCUCGCGUCGCCCAUAUAUUUAGUUCUUGUGAAAAGAAGUCUUAUGUUUGACAUAUCCACUCUACCAGGGUACGUUUCCAAAAAGAAAUUGGUGAUCGCCACUCAACAUGGACAAAAACUUUGUGAGACACUCUAUAAUGCACCCUUAGCCUAAGAACACUGCCAUCUCCACUCGCUCCUUGCGCCCGUAGUUAGUGGUGAAGAGCACGGAGAGACGGCUGUAUUUGCGGGUAGACUGCCUGUACGGCGUCUUCCCAAACGUUCUCGGUCAAUGCAUUACCCGAAACGCAUCGGCCACGCGCAAUAAUGUGGCCUAAACUGUCACAUGGAGUUGAAAGCAUAUUCUUGUCUUAGUUUUGCAUUGUUUUGAUAUAUGACUAGUUGAAGUAUCUCACGCCGUACUACUCUUCUUGAUUAUUUAUCAAAGAAUUUUCAAUUUGUGUUUACAUUGCGCCUUUAUUUUUCUUUUUUAGCCGACUGAUGGAUUGGUUCUUCGUCGAAUGAUGACUUUGGCUCAUAACGGAGUUAGUCAACACUACACAAGUCCACCAAGACUGGAUAGACGAGAUAACCUGUUCAGGUAAUUUAAGAAAAUUAGUUGACCCUCUACCCAAUGCGGAAACCUUUUUAUCAUAAACAAUUCACUCGCACUCGGUCAAGAAGGGUUAGCCACAGGGUACAAAGACACUUUGCUGGGACGCAAGCAACGUAGUGGGACCUUGAAAAGAAAGGAAAUUAUCCUUUUUGGUUACGCAAGUCCUUUUUUUUCUUGCCUCGCUGCGUUGCUUGUGACCCAGCAACGUUUCUUUUGUGUCGGCUGGUGGUUGUUUAGCUGCCAAGGGCUCUUUCAUUUUGUAAAGUUCACUUCUAUUAUACAUACACCAGCGCCAUACCGAGCAUAUGUACCGACCGUCACUUAUUUGAUGAGCAAGCAACCAAGUAAAAGAGCUGAGGUCCAAUAUCAUGAUGCAAAUUUUUCUUCCUUUUCAUUGGCCGGGAGCCCACCAUGUGACCUGCAACUAACUGCCUAUAAAUAAUGGUCUGCUCAUGCGCAAUGUCGUCCAACUGUGUUUGGCGGCAAAUCAAUCUCGACUUCUGCGCAUGUAGAGGAGAGAGAUCAAAACACCACCACUGACAAGACACGAUAUUUGUGAUAACCGAGUUCAGUAACUGUUAAUUAUUUGCUCAAUAAUGUUGAGAAUUUUUCUGUUAUUCGAUUUCAGGGACUACUUGUUCAAAUGUGUAGAAAGUUCAGAGACCAUCACCGCGGACGCUUACGGUGAGCGUCAUAUGGCCUUUCCCCUCAGGGAUGGGGAGGGUAAAGCUGUUGCUGUGGUAGACAUCAGUAUUGGCGAACUGAAGGCCCUCCCGCCACACGAGAACAGAGAAAUACAGCGCAUGCUCAGACUUCUGGCUAUCGCACACAGGGAAGUGGCGCGAGAGAUCACCACGGGUGCAGCUGAGAAAAAUAUUGUUUUAGGUGAGUUGAAAUUCAGUUCGUGCUACCUUUAGAGUAGUUUCCAGUUUAGUCUCAUAAAACAUUGAAGUUCUCACUUUUACCAAUCACAGACGCAUGAAAUUUUUUGUCAGUUUUUAAGCAUUUUACCUCUAUUAAGUAACAACUGUUGGUUUGGUUAUUUAGAGGUGGAAAAAGAAUACGAAGACGCUCGCAUUGAUGUGCUGUUUGACAGACUUAUGCUUUUGGACCUGAGAGAGAAUGUUGGAAGACUGGACGCCAGGUAGUUUUUUAUUUCCCUGCUGACAGUGGGAAUGGUGACUCACAUUAAGCGAGAUGAUGACCCUCUGAUCCAUUAAAGAAAUGGGAAUAUCAAUAAACGAAUAGCGUGCCCUACCACCCUCUUUAUGCUACAGUCACCUAAACUAUUGUGUUGUUCUGUUGUCAAGCACACUGCCUUCUCCAAUUCGGGUUUGGUACAUGACAAUGUGCGGUCUCGUUUUCACUUGGGCUCUUCGGCGCGAGUUUGAUGUCCCUAAAUGGAUUGUCUGGGUUCGGUCGAAUGGUCCUAUUCCAUAAUAAGAACCCAGAAAAAGAUUUCCUCAAAUUUCUUCUAUAAAUUGCUACGGGCAUUUUAAUAUUUUUUGUCAUAUAAAUUUGCGGAGGAAACGAAAGAACGAUGACUUUUACUCUUGGCCCAGAGUAAGAACAGAUGGACCCGAUCUAAGGUGCACCUCUACGUAUGGAGACCAGUGAACUGUUACUGAGAAAAGUGGGAGGGCUUUAAUUUCAGAUACCUCUCUCCUGGAAAAGAGUCUCAGUACUUAUAUUCUUAUUAAUUUAAUUGUUUAGAGCCUUCGCUGAGAUCAAAAGUUACAAAGAUCCGCCUAAAGUGAUCCACGACAUUUUAAAAGCCGUGUUGGGAAUCUUCUACGUAGACCCGCAGCAGCAGGAACGAUUUAACGAAUGGAGAGAGUGUAAACAGCUAGUAAACGCAGACCUGGUCCGUCUCAUCACAUCCUACGAUCCCACAGCAAGGAGCAACGCACGUGGGGUGGACGCCAAGUCGCUGGCAGGAAAACUUCAGCGUAAGUUUGUCCAAAAUUCAUCUUCUCUGCUUUACGACUUUGUUUGACCCAAGAAUUAUCUUAUUUUAAGCAACACCUCUCUGGGUAACAGGCAUCUUGAAGACAGAUUGCCGUCAUACUGGACAAGGUUGAGAUCUGACUGUAAGCUACUCUCAAUGGAAGACUGGGAUGCUUCCGGUCACAGUUGUAAUGAUUAUGGAAAACGAACUGGCGUAGCCUAUGUACAGACGCCCCCUCCCCUGAAAAAAAGGGGGAGGGGGCGUCUGUACACAGGCUAGAACUGGCGCAAUAACAGUAACACUUACCCAGUCGGUCCUAACAGUAAAAUGGCCACACCUUUCGAUUUAAUCCAUAGCAGUUGUAACCUGAGAUCAAGCCCAGUGUUAGCGGUUCUUAUACAUUCUCUCUAACGGCUACCGUUCGUUUCGCCUUGCCCGCCGGAAUGUUAUUACAAAGCGAAACGAAAAUUGAGCCCGAUCUUAGGUUAUAGCAGUUGAAUCUAUCAAGCGGAGCUACUGAAAAGUACUACUAGUACUUCUCAUUGGCUCCUUUUGUGUUGAAGUGAUCUUACACAACCUCUAACACAAACAUACUCUCUCAAAAUACUCAAAAUACACUCUCAAUUGGUUCAAAUAGUAGGCUUGAAAAUUAAGUGUUUUCCUUUUCUUUCAGGUGUGCCCCAAGGACAAGUGGCCAAGCACGGCUCCUUGCCUGCUCAGUUUCUGUUUAACUGGGCCUUUGUUUGCUUAUCAUUGAUCGAACACACGGAGAAGAUGAGCGAAACAAGGCCAGGAAAAGUCGUGAGCCCGCAGGCGAAAAGCGAAGUGGUCACCGACAUAGGCAAAGGACGACCGUCGCCCCAGGAUACUACAACACGGUCUGAAAUGACGGACUAAACGGGGUCCAGGUGGAGAAAUAUCCCGUUCAGUUCUACGCUUCUCAACAUCUCAGUGGUAGCUCUGAGUUGGUUAAUUGAGAAACUGCAACGGAAAGCAGUUAACCGUGUUUUAUCACAAUAUUUAUUGGUCACUGAACAGUUAGUAGUCAGUAUUCAACAAGCUUUCUACCUGUAUCGAGCCUGUGUAUAGAAAAGUGUUUGAUUUUCUCGUGUAGAGUAAAAUUCGAAGGGGACAGACGUUAAAUUGUGCCUAGAAAUGUGUGUCAUAAAGGAGACAAACUGCAUGCCUCAAGUCAUCUGUAAAGUUGUAUAGGAACAAAGUACUCUCUAAGAAACUGUUAAAAAAAGGUUUUCAAUUUGAGUUCCGUAAAAUACCAUACUGGUCAGUGGUAGAACCUUUUUGUAGGAGUCACCCAGAAUGUUAGCACAGUUACUGACGAGGCUAGAUAUAGUCUUAGUUUGGUGUCCGAAACAGCGAUGUGUCCCAUGUGACAGAUUGAUUGGGGUUUGUUGCAAACUAUGAGUAUCUGCUGAAUCUGCGAAAAGACUCUAUUUGAUAUCAAUUUGACAUAAACUUGGACUCAGACGAACUCUUAAAACUAAUAACUGCAUGGAAUUGUUUAUUCCCUUAACGGACACCUAAUUUGAAUGAAUAUUUUCUAAUAUUUUUGUAGAUAUUUUUGUACAUAUUUGUAUCGGGAAACUAAGUAACUGUGCCAGCUUCUUGCGACCCAUUCUUGUUUGUGAUUCUGUCGAAAAGCGGUUU